UUAACAUAGGCCUAUGUUGACAUCAAAAAGAUGGUACUCAUCACAGAGGAGAUGGUUCGAAGCCGAUCUGAGCACAACAAUUGUGAGAUAUUUUCGCUGGAGGAGGUGUCCUUGCAUCAGCAAAACAUUGAAAGAAUAGAGCACCUCGACAGGUGGUGCAGGGAACUCAAAAUCCUGUAUCUUCAGAACAAUCUGAUACCGAAAAUAGAGAGUGUAAGUCGACUGAAGAAGUUGGAAUACCUUAACCUUGCCUUAAACAACAUCGAGCUGAUUGAAAACCUGGAAGGAUGCGAGAGUCUUCAGAAGCUGGACUUGACUGUGAACUUUGUGGGCCAAGUAAGCAGUGUGGAGUCAUUGAGGAGCAACCUCCAUCUUAGAGAGCUCUUCUUGGUGGGAAACCCCUGCACUGAGUUUGAGGGCUACCGGCAAUACGUAGUGGCUUCCAUUCCCCAGCUCAAGUGGCUAGAUGGGAAGGAGAUCGGCCGGUCAGAGAGGAUUCGAGCUGGGCAGGGAUUGGAGGAGGUGAGGAGGCGCAUCAAGCAACAGGAGCAGGAGUACCUGAAGAAGAGAAGGAAGGAGAAGGAGGAGAGCAAUAAAGAGAAACUGGAUAACAAGGUCCUCACCAACGAAAAGAAACCAGGCUUUGUUGGGCGCUGGUACACGGAUAUCAAUAACACUGUCCCAGAGCCAGAAGGUAAUGAGGAGAACUUGAAGGUGGAACAGUCAGAGAAGGAGAUCGCCAGCCACUCGUCCGUGGAGAAGGACAAGGAGUUCUGGGAGAAACCAUGCGCCUUUACUCCCGAGUCACGCCUGGAGGCCCACCAACACCAAGAGGACAUGAAGAAGGAGAAAGAGAGGGGGAAGGAGAAGAAGCCCAAGCCCCCCAGGACUCUGAUCACCCCUGAGGGACGGGUGAUGAACGUCAACGAAGCCAAGCUAGGUUUUGUGCUCAGAGACGAGGAGGACAAGAACAUGCUUGUUUUGGACCUGGAAGUCUACAGACAUAUGGACACCUCUCUCAUGGAUGUUGACAUUCAACCAGUGUACGCUAGAGUUACAAUCAAAGGGAAGAUUUUCCAGCUGGUGCUGCCUGCAGAAGUGAAGCCAGACAGCUCUACAGCCAGGAGGUCCCAAGCCACCGGUCACCUGGUCCUCACCAUGCCUAAGGCUCAAGGUGAAAUCAAGCCAGCAAAAACUGCAUCCCAACCAUCAAAAGCUUCUCCAUGCACAUCAGAAGAAAAGAUAAGGACAGACAAGGGGACCGAGCGUUUGGAAGUGGACCCAAGCAAACAUUCUGUCAUCGACUUUGCAAACAUCGUACCGAGAACAACGACCACCAGAGAGGGACCGCUCGACUUAUCUCGUAAACAACAUCCCUCUGCAACAGAAGACUUUACAUUUUCAGCUGGAUUUGUUGAUGACCCCGAUGUCCCCCCAUUGAUGUGAGAGAAGAAAGCAUAUCAGACUGUCAAAUGUCAAAAGAAGGUUAGAGCUGAAGCUGUCACAGAAGUCUAUACUUGUCUGAUUUGUUUAAUUGAAACAAACACAUUCCUCACAUAUGUAAUGACAUUAUUUGCAGGGCUGUUUACAGUUGUACUGAAAACUAGCAAAUACUGUUUUUUCAAAUGUUCUCACGAAGUGGAGAUUAAGUUUAAUAUCUGUGUAAAACAUUGUCAAUUACGUCAAAUA
Messenger RNA from Hypomesus transpacificus, 1689 nucleotides. RefSeq names its product dynein axonemal assembly factor 11 (gene dnaaf11). The record is from RefSeq and is a predicted model, not a curated record. Gene Ontology annotation, biological process: outer dynein arm assembly. The transcript has 12 exons. Lineage: Eukaryota; Metazoa; Chordata; Actinopteri; Osmeriformes; Osmeridae. Gene Ontology annotation, cellular component: cytoplasm. The coding region runs from base 31 to 1446 and encodes 471 amino acids. Gene Ontology annotation, molecular function: protein binding.